ACCGGAGCUCCAAAUAGCGAUUCGGGCAAGGCAGAAGAUCCUUCCCCCAAAUUCCAUUAUUCCCUCUUCUCUUUUCCUUCCUCCAUUGACAUUUAACACCUUCUCUUUCUAGCAGAUCUAACAAAAAACCCAAAAUUCCCCUGUUUCCUCAUCAUGCCGUGAACAUCAAAUUCAAAUUCCCCCAAUUCCGCAAUCCUGAUCAAUUAUUUAUGACUACGGGAGUCGAGAGGCAUGCGAAUUUCCCAGCACCACCAGCUCCUCCUGCAAUGGCGCCCGAAGCGAAGGACCGAUCCGGAUGCUGCAACCCGGUUAAGAAGUCCGGCCCUGUCACGCUCGACCACGUGCUCUCCGCCCUGCGCGAGACUAAGGAGGAGCGGGACUCCAGAAUCCGGAGUUUGUUCAGUUUCUUCGACUCCGAUAAUCUAGGGUAUUUGGAUUCCGCUGUGAUUGAGAAGGGGCUUUCUGCGAUGCAAAUCCCCGCGGAUUACAAGUUCGCCAAGGAGCUCUUGCUAGUCUGCGACGCUAAUCGGGACGGGAGGGUUGAUUACCAGGAGUUUAGGAAGUAUAUGGAUGAUAAGGAGCUUGAAUUGUACAGGAUUUUUCAGGCGAUUGAUGUUGAGCACAACGGCUGCAUUCUGCCCGAGGAGCUCUGGGAUGCUCUUGUCAAAGCUGGGAUAGAACUUGAUGAUAAAGAGCUUGCAAGUUUUGUGGAGCAUGUAGAUGAAGACAAUAAUGGAGUUAUUACUUUUAAAGAGUGGAGGGAUUUUCUGCUGCUUUACCCACAUGAGGUCACCAUAGAGAACAUCUAUCACUAUUGGGAAAGGGUGUAUCUUGUAGAUAUUGGUGAGCAUGCUGUGAUUCUUGAAGGUAUAAGUAAACGUGCUAAUGCAACCAAAUAUCUAAUCGCUGGAGGAGUUGCUGGAGCUGCUUCUCGAACUGCCACUGCACCUCUUGAUCUACUAAAGGUGAUCUUUCAAGUUCAGACUACAACCUCAAUUUAUCCAAUGGACCUUGUCAAAACUCGGUUGCAAACUUAUGUUUGUGAUAGAGGGACUGUUCCAAGUCUGGGUAAACUAUCUAGAGAUAUAUGGGUUCAGGAGGGACCCCGUGCUUUUUACCGAGGGUUGGUGCCGUCUCUUCUUGGAAUUAUACCUUAUGCUGGUAUCGACCUGGCAGCCUACGAGGCAUUGAAAGAUAUGUCCAGGAAGCAUAUUCUUCAAGAUGGUGAACCUGGUCCUCUCAUACAACUAAGUUGUGGGACUGUCUCGGGAGCUCUUGGAGCGACAUGUGUGUAUCCGCUGCAGGUAGUAAGAACAAGAAUGCAAGCUCAGCCCUCCAAUACACACAAUAGAAUGUCAGAUGUAUUCUGGAAAACAUAUCGGCAUGAGGGCCUUCGAGGCUUCUAUAAAGGCCUUUUCCCGAAUCUCCUUAAAGUCGUGCCAGCAGCCAGCAUUACCUACCUGGUUUAUGAGGCGAUGAAGAAGAGCCUGGAUCUGGAUUAGCAACUUGAUUCUUGGUGGAGUGGAGAAACGGACGAUGACGAUGAUGACGACGACUACUACAGGUGAAUAAGAUUGUUUGUGGAACUGGUGAUAAUUCUUGAGUUAUACAACGAUUUUGAUUGCCCCUUUGGAUGAUAGCAUAGGAGUGGGAGCUGAGCUAUUAUGGGGGGGGUUUGACUGACUACUAACAGUUAAAUAUAUGUAUGUGUCAUGAGUAAUACUAUUAGAUAAUUGUUGUAGGCUUUUGCCACACAAUUCCUGCACAGAAAUUGCCCAUUUGCGGAACUAGUCAUUUUUGCUACAUCAUUAAUAAUACCCAUAAAUCUUUAUCCA
Molecule: messenger RNA, 1835 nt
Organism: Salvia hispanica
Lineage: Eukaryota; Viridiplantae; Streptophyta; Magnoliopsida; Lamiales; Lamiaceae
Source: RefSeq, a predicted model, not a curated record